Gordionus sp. m RMFG-2023 is the source of this 1893-nucleotide messenger RNA. RefSeq lists its product as uncharacterized. Gene Ontology annotation, molecular function: mRNA binding. Gene Ontology annotation, biological process: regulation of translation; central nervous system development. NCBI's taxonomy places the organism in Eukaryota, Metazoa, Nematomorpha, Gordioida, Chordodea, Parachordodidae. The record is from RefSeq and is a predicted model, not a curated record. Bases 181 to 1680 code for a protein of 499 amino acids. The transcript is spliced from 14 exons. Gene Ontology annotation, cellular component: cytoplasm.
CACAUAAUGCAACAAAAUAAAUUAUGAUAUAUUUAUAAUAGAAUUUUUUUAAAAUUAAUUAUAUGAUAUAAUUUAAAUUCGCGCGUAAUCCUUAGUCUUAGAUAGAUUUAGUUUAAUUUAUUCAAAUUUAUUCGCUCGAAAGAUUAAAUGUAAAUAUUAUAUAAAGACAAUCAUUUAAACAUGGGCGAUACUGAUUCUAAUAAUUCGGAGGAACGAGAAAAUUUAGAAAAUGGAAAAAUGUUUGUUGGAGGAUUAAGCUGGCAAACUUCCACCGAAUCACUCAGGGAAUAUUUUAGUAAAUUUGGCGAAGUAGAAGAAUGCAUGAUAAUGAAAGACCCAGCAACUAAACGUUCAAGAAAAUUUGGGUUUGUAACCUUUGUUGAUCCUAAGUCAAUCGAAAAAGUUCUAGCCAUAUCUCAACACGAACUUGAUAAUAAAAUCAUUGAUCCAAAGAUUGCAUUUCCCAAAAAGGGUCAGCCAAAACUUAUAACCAAAACCAAAAAGGUUUUUAUAGGUGGUAUAUCUGUUAUAACAAACAUUGAUGACAUCAAGCAAUAUUUUGAAACGUUUGGCAAAAUUGAAGAUGCAAUGUUAAUGUUUGAUAAAAACACCAAUAGACACAGAGGAUUUGGUUUUAUAACAUUUGAAACAGAAGACAUUGCUGAAAAAGUUUGCGAAAUACAUUACCAUGAAAUCAGCAAUAAAAUGGUGGAAUGUAAAAAAGCUCAACCCAAAGAAGUUCUACAAGCAGUUUCGGUUGCUACUAAUCUCAAACUUGGAAAUUCCAUUAAUCACCUUAACAUUCACACCAGCAAUAGCUUCAUGAAUAGGAAUUAUGGACUGCCAACAAAAUUCAUAUCUCCCACGUUCGCCAAUCCUUUUAUCUAUCCUGCAAUACAAGGCAUUGCACCUCAUUCACCCACUUUCGCCUUUGCUGCAAAUUGUUUUAAUCAUAACCCUAUGAUGACUUCCCACGACUUAAGUGGCCAUCACAUCUCAACCCUCAAUGGAAUGUCUCCUAAUGGUAUUCUAACAGAUUUUAGUCAUUUAAGUCUGCAUCAUCAUCACAAUGCCCCAGAUCCUAAUAUAAAUAACAAUCACAACAGUAUAGUUAAUCUAAGUGGACAACACAAUGGAAAAUACGAUCGGUUUGGAACUCUCAAUGGAAACAUGGAUCUCAAUGUCAACCCAUAUCAACAAACUCAUCCCACCUUGGCUAGACACGUUUUUUCGCCACCUGCAAUACAUACCUUCACCACUUUUCAACACAACUUCCUUAAUCAUGGGACUAAUAUCUUAUCCCCAAUUAUAACCAAUAACAAUAUCCCAACAGAUCUAUUGUCACCGACUCAUUUAAAUUAUCCUCAUGCUAGAAUGUUUACUGCUGCAGCGGCUCCAUUGAUGGCAGGCCCACUACCUGUGAAUCAUUUUGAUUUCUCCCUCAAGGAUAUUAUUGUGAAUAAUAACAAAAAUAAGCCAUCCCUUAUUUAUAAUCGUUCAUCGCCCGUUUAUCAUGCCGAAGAUUGUGAUGAUGAAUUAGGAGAAGGCGGAAGUGGUGAAGAAAGUGUAUCUGAUCUUGCAGAAAGUUUAUUUUUGAAUGCCGGACCUCCCCCUUACAUGAUGACGAAUUCUUUAGAGCCUCAACUGAUUCCAGUGAAUAAUUAUGCCAAUGGUUACUAAACUAAAUAUCAUCAAAUUAGUACGGAUACUAGAAAUACAAAAAUAUAUAUCACGGGUCAAUACUAUAUACAUUACUUAUAUUAUACUUAUAUAUUAUUUAUUAUUUUUUUAAAUUUAAAUAUUUUUAAAAAAAUAUUGUUGAUGUAAUAUUUCUCAAUGCAAAAUCAUAAAUAAUUAUUUACUUUUGAAGAUUUGAAAACAACGAUAAAAUAA